Schistosoma curassoni is the source of this 927-nucleotide messenger RNA. The record is from the annotation of a GenBank genome assembly. Lineage: Eukaryota; Metazoa; Platyhelminthes; Trematoda; Strigeidida; Schistosomatidae.
AUGAAUACUCGACUCAUACCAGAUGAAACUAUAUCAGCUUUACCUGGAGAAAGUGGAAGUAUUGCUGAAGCAAUUGGACCCGUUGAAGGAUUAGCACAACCAUCCUCAGGAGAAACGGUAGAUCGGCGUAAUGCAAUCGCUUUAACUGCAGCUUUCAAUUUCACUGGUACAACACCAUCAGCUAAUGGCGCAACCAUGCAAGAAUACUUUGUACAAACAGUGGUUUCAUCUCCUAUUCAACAUGAAUUAUUAUUGAAUCGAUUGCAUGGUUUAUGCCGUGAAUGGACAGAUUUCUGUGAUCAAGAAACUAUAUUCGAAAUAGGAAGUGAUAAUCGAACUGAUACAAAUAACCUUAUAGGUAUGAACAGAUCAUCUGGAAAUACAUCCGCUGCCGUUGGCGUCUUAGCUGCCACUGCAUCAGGUAGUGCUACUGUUACUAUACGUGUUCGUCGAAGUCUUUUAAGUAGAGUAAAUAAACCUGGUCGAGAAUUUUCUGUUCUACGAUAUUUAGGAGCCGUAGAAACUGAUAAAAUAAUUUUACGACGUAGUUGUCUUGAAAUGCCGGUUACUGGACCAAUCGUUAGUUUUCUAUAUGAUUUGGGAUUUGACUAUGAAUCUACGUUUGUUGCUGAAGGUCAAGAAUUUAUUCGUGGACGUGUGAAAGUUUUGGUUUAUACAGUUAAUGAAAUAACCAGCUUUCAAAGUAUUGCAACUUCAAACGCUAUGGGAUUUGGUUUUGAUGGACAGGGAUUAGCACCCAAAGAUUGGCGACGUUUAUGUUCUCGUAGUUGGAUGGUAGAGAUCAGUGUAGUUGGCAGUCCUGCUGAUGAUCAUUUACAAGAAGAAAUUACAGAUUUUGUUGAACUACUUCAUCCAAUUAUUGUACCAACAAAACUUGAUAGCAAUUUGUUUACUCGUAAAUGUUGA